AUGAGGAUCCAGUGCGACGCGUGCGAGGCCGCGGCAGCUACGGUGGUGUGCUGCGCCGACGAGGCGGCGCUGUGCGCGCGCUGCGACGUCGAGAUCCACGCCGCCAACAAGCUCGCCCGCAAGCACCAGCGGCUCCCGCUCGCGCUCGGCGAUGCCGCGGCGCUGCCCGCCGCUAGCAGCCUCCCGCGCUGCGACGUCUGCCAGGAGAAGCCGGCCUUCAUCUUCUGCGUCGAGGACAGGGCGCUCUUCUGCCGCGACUGCGACGAGCCCAUCCACGUCCCCGGGACGCUCUCUGGCAACCACCAGCGCUACCUCGCCACGGGCAUCCGCGUCGGCUUCAGCUCCGUCUGCGGCGCCGCCGGCGCUGAGGGCAUCCCGCCGUCGGCACCGCCCAAGGGCAGCUCCAACAAGCCCGCGGCCGUCAGCGCGCCAGCUGCCGGGGCCACCAAGACAACGACGGUCAAGGAAACACUGCCGCGGGAGAAAGACUCGCCUCUUGGGUUCAAGGAGCUGGAGUGGUUCGCGGACAUCGACCUGUUCCACGCCCAUUCGCCCGCCAAAACCACUACGGCGGAGGUCCCCGAGUUCUUCGCCUCGCCGCAGCCAGCGAGCAACGCCGGGUUCUACAAGACGAACGGAGUAGCGCGCCAGAGCAAGAAGCCACGGAUGGAGGUGCCUGAGGACGACGAGGACUACUUCAUCGUUCCUGAUCUUGGCUGA
Molecule: messenger RNA, 720 nt
Organism: Miscanthus lutarioriparius
Lineage: Eukaryota; Viridiplantae; Streptophyta; Magnoliopsida; Poales; Poaceae
Source: the annotation of a GenBank genome assembly